GCGACGAAACAUUAAAAGACAGCACAUUUGAAUUGUCUUUAAAAUUCGGUGUAAUUAUUUCUAGGUAAACUGUUUGUCUACUGACUUCAUACAGUCAACAACGAACGCACUGGAGAUCAUCAUCGGCGGUAAACGAUAGACCACGACGACGCCGACAAUUAAGAACGUCGACUAACAGUGCACACGAGUAAAACUCCUUCGUUAUUUUUUUUUAGAAGCGACGUGUAGCUACGUCGCGUUAAAACUACUCGUACGUAAAUAAUAUCCUUGUGCGUGCGAAAACAAGGUGCGGUGUGUUUAACGAAGCAAGAAAACAAAUUUGCAAAUUUAAACUAAUUGUUUAAAAAAAUUUAAACAAUUUAUUUAAGUAUAAAAUUUAAAUAAAAAAAAAAUUGCAUUAAGAACAUUGUGAAGUCUGUAUACGGAAUUCAAUUGAGUAGGUUUUGUGAAAUUCCUAAAUGAGAAUUUUACAAAACAAAAGGAUUACCAAAAUAUAAAAUAAACAAGUUUUUCGUAAAAGAAAACCCGAGAGGAGCGUAAGAGUUGAAGAUGGCUCCAAAUCUUAUCGGCAGCACUUUUCUCAUCGCCGAAACGGCAAUUACCAACAAUGACGCCAACAACAACAAACCAGCAACAUUAGCCAAGUCUAGCUGCAAAAGUAGCCACGAGACCACAGCAGUAAUGCGUCAAAAUUCUGCUAAGCCCGUGGCACAAACUCAAAGUAAAGCGGAUGGUGCAACAAAGGAACCAUAUAAGAUGGAAAUUGUCUGGUUCAAUGUAUUCCUCUUCGUGAUAUUGCAUUCGACAGCCUUCUAUGGUGCUUAUCUGAUGUGGGCUGAGAAUGCUUAUUUGGAGUUCUUAAUAGCUUACGGUUAUGCUGUGCUCGGCGGUUUGGGCAUUACAGCUGGUGUACAUCGCCUCUGGUCGCAUCGUGCUUACAAAGCUAGACUGCCAUUACGUAUUUUCCUCAUGCUUUGCCAAUCUCUAGCUUUCCAAAAUAGCAUAUACGAAUGGUGUCGUGAUCAUCGUGUACAUCACAAAUUCACCGAUACUAAUGGCGAUCCACACAACUCCGGCCGUGGUUUCUUCUUUGCCCAUAUGGGUUGGUUGAUGUGCAAGAAGCAUCCGGAUGUGAAAGAGCGUGGCAAGGCUAUUGAUAUGAGUGACAUUUGGGCUGAUCCCGUUGUUAGAUUCCAGAAGAGAUUCUACUUUGUCGUCAUGCCAAUCUGUUGUUUCGUGGUUCCCGCACUCGUCCCAUACUUCGUGCUAGGCUCAUCGCUUCAAGUUUGCUUCUUCGUUUGCUCCAUGGCUCGUUAUGCGCUCUCACUUCACGCCACUUGGUUGGUCAACAGCGCUGCUCAUUUCUACGGCAUGCGUCCAUAUGAGAAGAAUAUCAGUUCGGUCGAUAGUAAAACGGUGUCAAUAAUUGCUUUCGGUGAGGGCUGGCAUAACUACCAUCAUGUCUUCCCCUGGGACUACAAAGCGGGAGAGUUGGGCACAUACAAAUACAAUUGGACUACAGCUUUCUUAGAUUUAAUGGCACGCAUUGGUCAAGCUUACGAUUUGAAAUCGGUCUCACAAGAGAUGAUCUUGAAGCGUGUUCAACGUACCGGUGAUGGUUCUCACUCAUCUAUGAUCGAUGUGAACAACAAUAAUGUGAACAUAAACGAGCUCGUAUCGAAACUGGAUCAUGAGAAGGAAACGACUUUAGUUUGGGGUUGGGAUGAUCAGGAUAUUUGUGAAGAGGAUCGUGAAGGCGCUCUACGCGAGAAAGCCGAAUAAAGCGCUCGGAGUCUACAUUACAUACUUUCAUACCUUAUUUUAUUUUUAAUUUUAUUUUUAUUUUUAAUUGCAUACAUAUUUGAGCGAGUACAGUGUUUAAUUGGAAAAAAUUGUACUUGGCGCCUGUUGUAAGCUUCCUAUAGCUACUCAAGCGCGACCGUUAUCAUAAUGAUACAUAUGUAUGUAGUAGAAAUAUCAAAAAACAAAAACAAAAGCAAAAACUAUGCGCAAACUUAACGUACUUGGAAAUUAUACAAAGAGGGGGUUGGUGUAGCUCAUGACGCGACUGGUGUGUGGUGGAAAUCAAAUGGAAGAAUGUUCGCCCACGAGUACGCCGCUGCACACAAUUGAAGAAGAAAAUAUUUAUGAAAUGAUUUCUUCUUCGUUAAUGAAGCUGUAGAAUGUGAUGUUAUGAAGAGUGGAAGUUUAUGAAAAUUUAAAGAAGAAAAAGAACGGAGAGUUUAAUAUCAUAAUUGAACGCACGUACUUAUCGAGAGAAGAAGGUUAUAUGCGGCAUACAUACUUAUUAUUUACAUACUAUGUUAAGGGAGGUAGUUCACAUACUUACAGUGUUAAGGCUAGUUCUAAGGAGAUUGCUUGUAUAGAAUUUUAAGAUAUUUUUUUAUUUUUAUUUUUCAGUUUUGUUCAUACAACUUUCAUUGCAACACAUAUGCACUUUGUAUAUACAUAUAUGUGCAUAUGUGUGUAAUGAAGUGUUAGUUAUUAGUUUGCUUUAAAAUUUAUUUUGUACAUUACAAUAUAAACAAUAACCAAAAAUGUUAAGGUAAAUAAAAUAAAACAGAUUGGAAAAAA
Ceratitis capitata (Mediterranean fruit fly) is the source of this 2595-nucleotide messenger RNA. Its product is annotated as acyl-CoA Delta(11) desaturase. Gene Ontology annotation, cellular component: endoplasmic reticulum membrane. Gene Ontology annotation, molecular function: iron ion binding; stearoyl-CoA 9-desaturase activity. The transcript has 5 exons. The record is from RefSeq and is a predicted model, not a curated record. Gene Ontology annotation, biological process: unsaturated fatty acid biosynthetic process. Lineage: Eukaryota; Metazoa; Arthropoda; Insecta; Diptera; Tephritidae. Bases 550 to 1782 code for a protein of 410 amino acids.